Messenger RNA from Linum tenue, 1669 nucleotides. NCBI's taxonomy places the organism in Eukaryota, Viridiplantae, Streptophyta, Magnoliopsida, Malpighiales, Linaceae. The record is from the annotation of a GenBank genome assembly.
AUGAGUGUAUUGGAAGAGUUGGCGUUUGCGGCGGCGGAGGAGCUGGAAUUGUCCGCUGAUCAAAUUAGAGUCAACGAUCAGUUGCAGGAGGAUGAGUUGCUUGCAAUGGAGUCUAUCUAUGGAGAAAAUGUCAUCAUUCUGGACAGGCAGAGAGGCUUGAGAACUUUCCAGGUUCACAUUGAACCUAAAAUUCCUGAUGAACUUACCAUAACCACGAAACUUUGUACAACGAGUAGUGAGAUGGAGAUGGCAAGCACAAGUUCAACAGACGAAUUCUCAUAUUCAUUCAGAGUCAAGUUUCUUCCCCCAAUUGUGUUGACCUGCUCAUUCCCUACAUCUUACCCGAGCCACAAACCUCCACAUUUCAUCAUUUCUGUUCAGUGGUUGGACUCACUUAAAAUUUCCGGUAUGUGUUCUGUGUUGGAUUCCAUGUGGAUGGAACUACAAGGGCAAGAAGUCAUGUACCAAUGGAUCGACUGGCUUCAAACCUCUUCACUUUCUCACCUUGGAAUCCAUCAACAGAUCAUACUUGGUCCUUACGGAAUAAAGCAUGCUGGAGACAGGCGUGCAGUUUCAGAAAGCAUCUCCCCGGAUUCCGACAUUCCCUUACUGAGGAGGUAUAAUGAUGAGAAGAGUGACCCAUCACCUUUUUUUUUUUGGUGUCUGUGUGAUUUCAUUGAACCAGGCGGUGACUUUGUCAGGCUACCAUGUCAGCAUUUCUUCUGCCAGAACUGCAUCUGGACGUAUUCCGACUUGCACGUUUCAGAAGGCACCGUGAAUAAACUCCUCUGCCCGGAGUUGAAAUGCGGGGGGAUGAUACCACCUGGUAUAUUGAAACAGUUGCUCGGCAAUGAAAAAUACGAUCGCUACGAGGCUCUGAUGCUGCAGAAGACGCUGGAUUGUAUGUCGGAUGCUGUGUAUUGCCCGAGAUGUGAAUUCGUUUGCAUUGAAGACGAGGACCAUUUUGCUCAGUGCUCCAAAUGUUAUUUCAACUUUUGCUCUCUUUGCAAUGGUGCACGCCAUGUGGGUGAACCUUGCCUAUCCCCAGAGUCGAAGCUUCAACUAUUGGAGGCGAGCCUCAAGUCACCUUCUCGAAUCACGGGGGCUCAGAGGCGUCUGGAGCUGGAAAAUAAGAUCAACGAAAUCAUGAGCGAGAGGGAGGUGGCUCGUGUUUGCAAGAUUUGCCCACAUUGCAAAAUGGCGAUCUCGAGAAUCGAUGGCUGCAACAAGAUGGUAUGCGGGAGCUGUGGGAAGUACUUCUGUUACCUAUGUAACAAACCCAUUAACGGAUAUGAACACUUCAGGGAUGGUGCCUGUGAGUUAUUCCCAACGGUGUCAUCGGUUCAGCAGCAGUGGCAGGAGCGGACGAAUGGCCGUCAGGCUGUGGGUCGACUCCGAUCUGAACUCAAUCUCGGUCGUGGUCACAAAUGCCCUUUGUGUAGUCAAGAGAAUGUGAAGACGGACAAUAACAAUCACGUAUUAUGCUGGGCGUGCCAGACGCACUACUGUUACUUGUGCCGCAAGGUUGUGAAGCGCAGCAGCGAGCAUUUCGGGCCGAAGAAAUGCAAGCAGCAUACAGAGGGAUAGAGGGUCGAGCGGAUACAAUACACUACUCUAUUUUUGUUAUUGCCCAAUUGUAAUUGAUGUCAUCAUUAGCUCAUUAGCGCCU